ACAUCUAUAAGAAUGGUCCUCUACCUACACUUGUUCACACAAGAAAGUAGAAUUUCUCAUUCUUCAAAUCAACCAUGUCUUCCAUGAAACUCAUAUCAACCACUACAAUUCAAGCUCCAACUCACAUUAACACCAACAUACCUCAAAAAAUUCAUUUAACCCCAUGGGAUCUCUCAUCUCUCCAACUUGAAAUGAACCAAAAAGGACUUCUCUUUCAUAAUCCCCAAAACCCAAAUGAAACAUCAAACCAAAUCCAACAUCUCAAAAACUCACUUUCCUCAACUUUUGCUUUCUUCCCACCUCUCUCCGGUCGUCUCAUCGUCGACGACGACAACAAAAACAAAACCUCAUGUUUCAUCCUUUGCAACAACCUAGGUGCAUUGUUUAUCCAUGCAAUAGCUGAAAACAUAAGUGUCUCCGACAUUCUUAAACCAAACUAUGUUCCUCCGAUUGUUCAAUCUUUUUUUCCAUUAAAUAAAGCCAAAAACUAUGAAGGCACAUCAAAACCAUUACUUGCUGUGCAAGUUACUGAGCUUGUUGAUGGUAUCUUCAUUGGCUUCUCAAUCAAUCAUGCUGUUGUGGACGGUAAGUCGUUUUGGCAUUUCAUCAAUUCAUGGUCCGAAAUCUCACGUGGUUUCGAUCAACCAUCGAAACUCCCAACAUUUAAUCAUUGGUUUCUCGAUGACUCAAUUGAAACUCCCAUUAAAUUUCCUUUUACAAAAGAGGAUAACCUAAAAACUACUGAAACUGAUGAAAACUCUCUUCCACUUGAGAGGAUUUUUCAUUUUACAAAGGAGAAAAUUGCGAAACUCAAAUCAAAAGCUAAUGAAGAGGCUAAUACAAACAAAAUAUCUUCUCUACAAGCACUUUUAACUCAUCUUUGGCGAAAUGUGAUUCGUUAUCACAAUAUCGACCUUGAAGAAGAAAUCAUGUAUUAUUUAGUCAUCGAUGUUCGAGGGAGAGUUGUUCCGCCGUUGUCAAAGAAUUACUUUGGAAAUGCCUUGCAGGUUGGUGGUGUGAAAGUGAAAGCAAAGGAGCUAUUUGUUGAAAGAGGGUUUGGAAAAGUUGCUUUUGAGAUGAACAGGAUGAUACGUUCAUAUGGUGAUGAUACUUUGAAGAAAAACUAUGAAAAUUGGGUGAAAAAUCCAAGCUUGUUUCAAGGAAGGCUUAGUAGUAUUAAGGCUUUGGCAACUAGUAGUUCUCCAAGGUUUGAUUUUUAUGGUAAUGAUUUUGGUUGGGGGAGGCCUGUUGCUGUUAGAAGUGGGGGUGCAAAUAAAAGUGAUGGAACUAUUACUAUGUUUUGUGGGGAAGAAGAAGAUAGGAUUGAUGUUGAAGUUUGUCUUUCUUAUGAUAUUUUGGAAGCUAUGGGAAAUGAUCCUCAAUUCAUAAAUAUCUUUUAAUUUAUUUAUGUUAUGUUAUGAACUGUUAUGUAUUGUUAAUUUGAGUUUUGAAAGAAAUCUAAGCACAAAUUCUUGAUACGCAAGAUGUUGUUGGAUUCUUAAGAAUAAAAAUAAAACUUUGGACUUUUUA
Messenger RNA from Lathyrus oleraceus (garden pea), 1530 nucleotides. RefSeq lists its product as uncharacterized. The record is from RefSeq and is a predicted model, not a curated record. NCBI's taxonomy places the organism in Eukaryota, Viridiplantae, Streptophyta, Magnoliopsida, Fabales, Fabaceae. Bases 75 to 1400 code for a protein of 441 amino acids. The transcript has a single exon.